Molecule: messenger RNA, 594 nt
Organism: Effrenium voratum
Lineage: Eukaryota; Dinophyceae; Suessiales; Symbiodiniaceae
Source: the annotation of a GenBank genome assembly
AUGUCCCUGGAAGAGGCCACGCCGAGCGCUGUGCCAGUGACGCACUGGAAGACCUAUGACUUCUUCGAGGACCAGGACGAGCUCUCGAGUGCAUCCACGCAGGAGACGUCCAGCGAAGAAGAUGAGGUGACUCAAGUACUCACCUUCGACCCCUUCGAGCCGAUCUUGGCGAAGCCUCACGUCUCGCGGCUGGUGCCCUUUGUCGUUCCCGCUGCGAGUCCCCGGAUGAUGCGCUGGCGCGUGGAGGGGCGCAAGCUGCAGACGUCGGAGAAGCAGGUGUUGUCUCCGCUCUUCCAUGUGGAUCCAUCGUUCCGUAUCAUGAUCCUGGCCAAGCAGACCCGCGGCAAGCACCAGCAGGGAUUCGCGAAGGCCAAGGGCUUUGGACGCAUCUUCCUGAAGUGCCAGUGCUCGGAGCUUGUCCCCCGGCUCCAGGCGCGCGUCACUGUCACUGGGGCCAACAUGGAAACCCGUGGGCCGUUCCGCCAUGACUUCAAUGAGAGCUCCUGCUGCCCGCUGGGGGAGUUGUGGGACCUGACAAGCCUGCUGGACAACAACAAGAGCCUCGAUGUCGAGGUGGAGCUGUCACCGAUUUGA